UAAAGGGCGGGGUUAAUAACCGAACCUCAAGGGUUCUUCUGUUGGCCAACUUCACUUACCAUUUAUCUUUUGCCCACACGCUGGGGGGACCAAUAGGAAAGAGGCUGUCCGAUCGUAAUGAAACGCACAUGAAAUAUGAAGAGAGAAAUUGCAGCCGUGGUAUUCUUCCUGAAGAGGCUCGUGAAAAGGGGGGAGAAAUUGGAAUCGCACAAGGUCGAGCUGUUUGUUGAGAGGCUGGCUGUUGCACUGCAGGAGAAGUUCAGGGGGCACUGGUACCCUGAAAACCCCAGCAGAGGACAGGCAUACAGGUGCAUCCGAGUGAACAGGUUCCACAGGCAGGAUCCAGACCUCCUUCGGGCCUGCCGGGAGAGCGGGGUUCAGUACAGUGACCUGGGACUUCCCCUUGAACUCACAUUGUGGGUGGACCCUGGGGAGGUCUGUUGCAGAUAUGGAGAACAAAACCCUUGCUUCUCAGUGGCCAGUUUCUCUAACGAUAAUGAGGAGGACAAAGAUGUUGCAAAGAAGGUAACCAGUGCUUUGGAGAGGGUGACGUCAGACUACCACUCGGGUUCUUCCUCCGAUGAAGAGAGUGUCCGCUCUUCCCCCCUCACUGUCCCCAGCAGCCGCUGUGCUCACCAGGCGAUGAAUCCAUCUGCUCCUUCGUGGCAUCCUAAGAAGGUACCAGGGAAAUGUCACAUCCUUCCACGGAGUCACUACAGCUUCAGGCCACACAGCGGAGCCCCCCACACCUUAAGGCAUAAUCUGUGGGUCCCCCCUGGCUACAGAGGAGGGCCUGGAUACUGGGACACAAACCAAAACCUGGCACAUUGUUACAGUUAGAAAUUAUGGUGCUUAUUGUUCACACUGGACAACAACUUUAAGAUAAAUGACCAAUGUUUUUUUAAUAUGAAUUUUUAUAGCUUGCAUAUUGAUUGUUGUUGACAAAAUCUCUUUUGCACUUUAGACCAUUUGUUAUAGUUUAAAUCACUUGUAUUGGAUUAGAUAUUGACAUUGGAAGACUACACACGCUGUCUUGAAGUACUAUAUUUUUACAAUGGGAGAUGUUCAUUGUAUGCCACCUAUUGUCCUUUGUGAUAAAAUGUUUUAUUUAUUCAUAGUUUAAAAUUGUCAUUGUAUAGGCUCAAAUUAUAGAGUUUUAUUAAACACGAUUUCCAAGCAUCAUGA
This is a messenger RNA of Micropterus salmoides (largemouth bass), 1185 nucleotides long. It is a transcript of the gene btg3, whose product is annotated as B-cell translocation gene 3. Gene Ontology annotation, biological process: negative regulation of mitotic cell cycle; negative regulation of cell population proliferation. NCBI's taxonomy places the organism in Eukaryota, Metazoa, Chordata, Actinopteri, Centrarchiformes, Centrarchidae. Gene Ontology annotation, cellular component: nucleus; cytoplasm. Bases 136 to 840 code for a protein of 234 amino acids. The transcript has 5 exons. The record is from RefSeq and is a predicted model, not a curated record.